This is a messenger RNA of Oreochromis niloticus (Nile tilapia), 3276 nucleotides long. RefSeq lists its product as uncharacterized. The record is from RefSeq and is a predicted model, not a curated record. Bases 134 to 2911 code for a protein of 925 amino acids. Lineage: Eukaryota; Metazoa; Chordata; Actinopteri; Cichliformes; Cichlidae. The transcript is spliced from 2 exons.
AUUUCUGGACCGCUUCACUUCGACCGGCCGCCAUUUUUCUUCAACCGUUGACUCGCAGUGAAUCCUGGGAUAUGGUGGGCCAUAUCAAAUCUGCUACUGCGCAGCUGUGAGCGCGAGGCUUUUAUCUGUGGGCAUGUGCGUUCUAUGUGACGUUACUGGCAGAUCAAAGAGCUUUUGCUUUGAUCCGUCAGCCACGUCCACAUCAAAGGCAAGGGAAACCUCAAAUAGGGGCUCUCACACAGAAAAAUUACUGCUCAUCUGUUUGCAAAUGUUCAACAGUCGGCUUUCUCCAAAACAAGGAAAUUAUCCAGCUGUUCUCUCAAACCCAGAAAAUCUAAUGUGUGAUACAACCAUGUCAACACGCAGCGAAAAUGAAAAUUCAGUCGUGGUCACACCAGAUCAGAUUAGGCCACCUAUCAAGAGGUGCUUGGAAAGGCUCUCUGGAGUUCAGUGGAGCAUGAUUGAAAGGGGCGCAGGCGACUCGGGCGUCCGAGCGUUGCUCGCUGAUAUGAUUAGUGAAAUCAUUCAGAUCGCCUCCAGUAGAAUCCUCAAAAAUGCCCUUCCUGUUAUCCAGGAUCGCAUGACGAAGGAAGAGCCUUUGGAUGCGGGGAAAAUAAACUCGUCCCUCGGAGACUCAAUCUCAGCCGCCAUCGCCAGCGCUCUUAACGUUCCGAAACAGCGACAUGAGAGCGCUGACGAGCUGACACGGAUGGUUGAGGAAGAGAUCUCCGAAAAGGUCAGCUCAGUAGUCAAACUCAUUAGAGAAAGCCCCGAUCUCCCACAAGACCCCGCCGUUUAUGUUAGCGGCAAAUUUAGUAAUAUUAAAAAGCUGGACCGCAUGGUUUGGCACACUGCCUCGUGCCUUAAAAGGCAUGUAGCAUGUAAACUGCGCUGCCAGUGUGUGUCAAGCGGGUCUGAUUUCGGUACAGAAAGUACGACUUUAAAGAUGUCAAUGCAAUCAGUAAUCACAGAGAUUUCUGCGAUUCUGUCAUGGAGGAGCUCAGAUGGAGAGAUGACAGAUAAAGAUGAGGACGAGGAAGAAACUGAGCUUCCAGACGAAUCAGCUCUAACAGAAAAGGACAAAAUAAAACAAACUGCAGAAAGCGUAAGUAUCCGAGCUCCAACCCCAGUAAAGGUGAUUGCAGCUGACAUCGUAAAUGAGAUACUUGGGAACAUGGAUUUAAGCAGUGAAGAGCUCUGUGAGAGGUGUAGCUUAUCCAAACCUGCCUUUAAUGCAGGAUUAAUUAUCAACAAGCUGAGAGACUUCUUCUCCAGAUGUUUGCCAUCCACCUCUCACUCCGGGCUCAAAGCACGCAAACACGGCUUUUCCAUUUUUGCGAAAAAACAAUUUGAAAAAAUGAAAAAAGAGCUGAGAAAAGUAAUAAAGGCAAACAGGAUUUUUUUUGUUUGUCUAAAAAACACUUGCAAGUACCCCAAGAGUGACACAGUGCCCUCGGAUGAAGGUAUGGUUUUCAGCCUCCCAGGGUCCCAGAGUACAGAGGCUCAUCGAGCCCCUUCCAGAAACACACUGCUUCGUUACAUGCGUUCUUCUCCAGUCGACUUUGACGCCAUUAGAUCAGACGUUAAUCAGUUAUUUGAGAAAUUAACAAAGACAGAAGAACUCUUCAUCAAUCAUAAAACACAGGAAAACUUUAGAAAUAGUGGGUCAACCAGAGAUUUUACUCUGGAGUUAACGGCAAAAGUGUUUGAUCUACUUAUGACGGAUCGACUGUAUCAAAUCCCCGAACCUCUAAUGGGUAGAUCCCUCUCAGACACUGUCAUCUCGCGGACUCCACAACCAGCACAUGGCUCAAAGCGUCCCUUUUCUGCUGAAGUCCUCUAUGUCCUUGUAGAAGACACAGUAGAAAAGUUUGUACAACAGCUUUUGCUCUGGGUAGAGAACGAAGGCCAAGCUCAAAUGAUUGAGGACAAGGUUUCUGUGGCUGUGGAAGACAUCCAGAACCUUAUUAGAAGAACAAGGACCCCAACAAAGGAAACAAGCCCAGAUUCAGAUGGCAGUGGAAGAGAAUCUGUUCCAUUACCUGUAACACCAAAAUCGGUGAGCAUUACCCCAGAAAAAUGCUUUCUGGCACCUGAUCAGAAGCCCCAGACAGAAAAAUCUGGGAGCAUUACCCCAGAAAAAUGCUCUCUGGCAGCUGAUCAGACAGAAAAAUCUGGGAGCAUUACCCCAGAAAGAUCCUCUCUGGCAGCUGAUCAGAAGCCCCAGACAGAAAAAUCUGGGAGCAUUACCCCAGAAAGAUCCUCUCUGGCAGCUGAUCAAACAGAAAAAUCUGGGAGCAUUACCCCAGAAAAAUGCUCUCUGGCAGCUGAUCAGACAGAAAAAUCUGGGAGCAUUACCCCAGAAAAAUGCUCUCUGGCAGCUGAACAGACACAAAAAUCUGGGAGCAUUACCCCAGAAAAAUGCUCUGCCAGUGUUUCAGGUGUUCUCAAGGAUUCCUCUGACAUGUCAGAGAUGAAAAUUCUCACUGACCCCGCCUUUAGGCUCAUGAUGAGACUGAUCAAAAAAUCAAAACCUGAAACUCAACACUUUUUUUCCAGGACAUCAGGUACUACAAAAGAACCAGAAGCGGUCUUCCACCGUCUGAGAGGUCUGAUGCUGCCUGAAAUUAGCAGCACAGAGUCUGCCACAAGUCUGAUGAAUGACAAUAAAAAGUUCAUCAAGAAAAUAGCCAAAUGCCUCAUCGAGGAGUUUGGUUCCGCAGACAAUGUGUUAAAGAAUGCGAUGGCAAAUGAUGCGUGUUUUGAUGAGGCUCUGGUAAAGCAUCUAAAAAUCUGCCUCGGAGUCCUCCCCAGUCCUCCCAAAAAGUCCAAAAUUUCCAGGUUUUUUUCAGCGUUGGGAAAAACUCUGCGAAAACCCUUUAGGUGGUUCACUAAAGCCAGAGAUGAUUAAAAUGACCAUCCUGGCUUUUCCCAGCUGCCCUGCUUCUUUUAACAUCUUGAAGCAGAAUUUUAGCACCAAAUCCAAAUUUUAACAACUGUAGUUCACGCCAUCUCGUCUCCUUUUUGAUUUCCAUCCCCCCCAACCGGUCGCAACGGAUGGCCGCCCCUUCUGAGCCUGGUUCCGUUGGAAGUUUCUUCCUGUUAAAGGGAGUUUUUCUUCCCCACAGUCGCCUAGUGCUUGCUCAGAGGGGGAUCAUUUGAUUGUUGGGGUUCUCUGUAGUACUGUAGGGUUUUGACCUUACAGUACAAACAGGGAGGAGACUUUGUGAUUUGGCGCUUGAUUUUUAAAAUAUCUAAUUUGGCAUGAAAUAAAAA